Messenger RNA from Oncorhynchus nerka (sockeye salmon), 1914 nucleotides. RefSeq names its product cathepsin B-like. The record is from RefSeq and is a predicted model, not a curated record. The transcript is spliced from 9 exons. Gene Ontology annotation, biological process: regulation of catalytic activity. Bases 125 to 1117 code for a protein of 330 amino acids. Gene Ontology annotation, molecular function: cysteine-type endopeptidase activity. Gene Ontology annotation, cellular component: lysosome. Lineage: Eukaryota; Metazoa; Chordata; Actinopteri; Salmoniformes; Salmonidae.
UUUAAAGGUCAGAACUGAAAGGGUCUGGAAAAACACUUUUCCAGGUGAUUUAGGAGAAGUGGACCUGGAACAAGUGUGUUGUAACUGGUCUUCGGCACGUCUGACAAGCGGAUAACAGGAAGUGAUGUGGCGUGUGAUAUUUUUGGCGCUGGUGUCUGGGCUGUCAAUCAGCUGGGCCCGGCCCCGCUUACCUCCGCUCUCCCACCAGAUGGUGGACUACAUCAACAAGGCCAACACUACAUGGAAGGCUGGUCACAACUUCCAUAAUGUGGACUACAGCUACGUUAAGAGACUGUGUGGAACCCUGCUUAAAGGACCCAAACUGCCCACCAUGGUGCAGUAUGCAGGGGAUGUGGAGCUGCCUGACACCUUUGACCCUAGACAGCAGUGGCCCAACUGUCCCACUCUGAAGGAGAUCCGGGACCAGGGCUCCUGUGGCAGCUGCUGGGCGUUUGGCGCUGCGGAGGCCAUCUCGGACCGUGUGUGUAUCCAUAGCAACGCCAAGGUCAGCGUAGAGAUCUCCUCUGAAGACCUGCUCAGCUGCUGUGACAGCUGUGGCAUGGGUUGUAAUGGUGGUUAUCCCUCUGCUGCGUGGGACUUCUGGACUACAGAGGGACUGGUCACUGGAGGACUCUACGACUCUCACGUUGGAUGCAGGCCCUACUCCAUCCCUCCCUGUGAGCACCAUGUUAAUGGCACACGACCCCCCUGUACAGGAGAGGAGGGUGACACCCCACAAUGUACCAACCAGUGUGAGACUGGAUACACGCCUGGCUACAAGCAGGACAAACACUUUGGUAAGAGCUCGUACAGUUUGCCCUCUGAAGAGCAGCAGAUCAUGACUGAGCUCCUGAAGAACGGACCUGUGGAAGGAGCUUUCACUGUCUAUGAAGACUUCCUGCUCUACAAGUCUGGUGUGUAUCAGCAUGUCUCUGGCAGUGCAGUAGGAGGCCAUGCCAUUAAGGUCCUGGGCUGGGGAGAGGAGGGGGGGACUCCUUACUGGCUGGCUGCCAACUCCUGGAACACUGACUGGGGAGAGAAUGGUUUCUUUAAGAUCCUGAGAGGUAAGGACCACUGUGGCAUCGAGUCUGAGAUGGUGGCUGGUGUCCCUUUGUAACCAGGAAGUGAUUUCAGAGACUGCUGCAGGUGUACCAGUCCUCCUCCUCCACUGGCCGUUACACUGGUUCUAAUUCCCAGUCAACCCCUAACCCCGCUAGGCACCUCUUUAGUUCCAAAGAAUUGGUUUAGAAAAUGCUACCCUGUCUGAGGGAAAGGCCGGAGCUAAUACCAUGUUGCUUCUACAGGUCCUACUACCGUAUAGCUCAUACCCGUUCCUGAUUCUCAUCAGAUCUGAGAGUUGUGUAAGAGGAGUGCCUGGGGGUUGACUUGGAACUGGGCAUAUGUGAACCAUGGCUUCGUCUUUAGUUAAAUGUGUUCUUCCUGGUGUCUCAAUCUGUAGUGGUUUCUUCCCCUCAAAUCCACUCUGUCAGCUCCACUGAUCUGAGAAUGCAGGAUGGGUGAAAGGUACCUGUGCAGAUUGAGAGGAAGCUACAGUAGACUGAGACCCCCCCCCCCCCCCACAGUGGGUGACUCUGUAGAGGUCCAUCUUGCUUCCUGUUUGAUUGGUCACAAGCUGAGCUAAAAGUCCUCUCCCUGUAGUUGUUCACAACAAUCACAUCAAUUUAAAAAUGUAUGAUGCUUUAAACUUUUUAAUUUUUUAAUUCGAUGUGAUCACUGAUGGCAUUGUGCACAUUUUGUUUUUAAAUUGGAUCAUAAGGGAAGCGUGAGUGGUUUUGUACUGAUGGGAUUGUUUUAUUUGAAUGCUUUGUCUUUAAUGCUUCUCUCUGUUCUGAUCAAGUGUUCUGGAAUGAUUGUAUUGAGUUGCAUUAAAUAAAAGUCAACCAAUAUGUUUAA